Molecule: messenger RNA, 635 nt
Organism: Thermothelomyces thermophilus ATCC 42464
Lineage: Eukaryota; Fungi; Ascomycota; Sordariomycetes; Sordariales; Chaetomiaceae
Exons: 1
Source: RefSeq, a predicted model, not a curated record
ACUGUUUGUUUGUUCAAACGGCGUUUUACCGGGUGCUGGGGUUUUUGACUGGCUCGGAUCGGCCAGGUUUUCAGUUGUGAGAAAGGGCAUAUAUGAUAUGACUGAAGGCGUUACGGAGUUUACUCGACGCGACACCGAGAGAGGAGGGGAGGGAUUCACGACCCUCGCCACCAACGAUGGACGAUGCGGCAGACUGGUCCGGGCGGGAACCCGGCAAUUUCCGUCUCCGAAUCGUUUACCUCGCUCACUCCCUGAGGACUGAGAAGGGAAAUGACAUUCCAUGCAUGUUGGGGGAGGGAAGGAUGGUGGACUCGCGCUCAGCCCCGCUGAUUGUGCGUCGCCACCGUCUCAAGCGACUGGGUCCUCCGGCCAUCGUGUUGAUGCUCUUAUCCACGAAUCGCGGUGUGUUCUUGUUGGAACCUGCUGAUGGUGCAUUGGCCUCGGUUGGGUGGUUGUUUGAUAUUCUUGCGUUCUUAUUUGCGAUAUACCCCCGGGGCGCCACCGCCGUCGUCCUUGGAUUGAUUGAUCACGAGAGCUUCAUUGCGCACACGCGUAGCUAGAUACCUGCGACGUAGAUAUAAUAUCCUUUCAAAAAACUAUGAUGACGAUGAACUACAUCACAGGCAGCCGGGGCU